UGGGAGGAGAGCCUUGCCAAGAAGGAAUCCGGAGUAACCCUGUACAAGCGGAGACACUUUUAGAUCGUUUACUCGUCGCGCUAUUCAACUUGCAGCAUCUGAGAUCUUGUGACAUCUCAUGCACAGCACCACAUCCGUGGAAUAUCUCGUAGUCCACAAUGUGUGAAUGAGACAUUAGGCACGAAAUGAGAAUUCUCUUGUCGACCCGGUGACAAGCAGCCUCGCUGGCGCAAACCUCAAGUAGCGACACCUUCGGCCAGUGACUCCAUCCACCAAAAUGCCCGCACCCAGCAAAGCCGGCAUCGCGACUACUGCCGACGGCUCGGCUUACAUUCCUGCAUCAAAGCGUGCCGAUGGAUCCACAAGAAAAGAAAUCAAGGUGAGGCCCGGGUACCGACCCCCAGAAGAUGUCGAGACGUAUAAGAACCGAAGCGCGGAGGCAUGGAAGAAUAGAGGCACAGGUGGUGUCCCUGGUGCCGAUUCAGUCGCUCUCAGCAAGGAUGAUGGUCAAUCCAAGAGCAAGAAUGCCAAAAGAAGGGAGGCUGCGCGCAAGAAGGCCGGCACGGACGACGCAACCGAGGAGGAAGUCACAUCGGCAAUGCAAAAAACCAACAUAACAGACGUGGACAAACGCAAUGAAAACUGGCGCGAUCCCUCCAAGGCCCACAUCAGCGACGAGGCGACUCAACAGGAAGACAUCCAGAAGAAGAUCCGUAACCAGCUUAAGAAAUUGAAGGCUGUGAAAGAAUUGAGGGAGAAGCGCGCGGCCGGGGAGAAAUUGUCGCACGACCAAAUCAUGAAGCUGGGAAAGGAGGGCGAAUUACUCCGUGACUUGAGGAAGUUGGGUUACGACGGACCAGAACUACAGCAAGAUGCGGCUGAUCAUAGUACUGCCGCUGCUGCACCCUCAGAUUCAGCGGAUUGAUACUGAGUCGAAUCGAGACCUUUUGACCAAAGAGGGCCUCCCAAUUAGAGGCUACCAAAACAUCCAAGGUAUUCAUUUCGGCUCGAGCAACCACAGCCACGAGCAGAACCACCACCAGUGUCGAGAGGCAAUCCCUCAAACGCAGAUACUGCUUUCCCAAACCAAGCUACUGCUUUGGGUAAAACCCGCCUCAGAUGGAUCAGAGGCAAGGCACUAGACGCCGGCUUCGAGACGAUGAGUGGCACUCUUCAGAACCAUUAUACAUGUGCCUGUAUGAAUAGGUCGUAUGAUCGAUCUCGUGGAGGCACCACUCGAGAACGAUGCCUCGAAAGCGGUAAAAGGGGCAGGUGCGCCGAAGGCACGCAUCAUACAUUCCGAAGAUCAUCCAUAGAACUUCAAUCCCUUC
Exophiala viscosa is the source of this 1331-nucleotide messenger RNA. RefSeq lists its product as uncharacterized. The record is from RefSeq and is a predicted model, not a curated record. Gene Ontology annotation, molecular function: RNA binding. Gene Ontology annotation, biological process: exon-exon junction complex disassembly. The coding region runs from base 278 to 925 and encodes 215 amino acids. The transcript has a single exon. Gene Ontology annotation, cellular component: exon-exon junction complex; cytoplasm. NCBI's taxonomy places the organism in Eukaryota, Fungi, Ascomycota, Eurotiomycetes, Chaetothyriales, Herpotrichiellaceae.